Messenger RNA from Mycena indigotica, 1578 nucleotides. RefSeq lists its product as uncharacterized. The record is from RefSeq and is a predicted model, not a curated record. Lineage: Eukaryota; Fungi; Basidiomycota; Agaricomycetes; Agaricales; Mycenaceae. The coding region runs from base 1 to 1578 and encodes 525 amino acids. The transcript has 2 exons.
AUGCACGACUGCCUCAGACACUUCGAGCUACGUCUGCAGAUUGUUGAGCAUAUACCUCUUCGGGAUCGCAACACUCUCUUCGCACUCGCUCGUACCUGUCGUCUUUUCGAAGAGCCUGCGCUUGACAGAUUGUGGUCGGUCGCGGAGCACGAUACUUUGGGACACCUGAUAGCCUGCCUCCCUCCGGAUGCGAUUACGACGACAGAGAAGCCGUAUGGGCCCUAUCUUAACCUGGAACUGACGACGUUGCGGGCCUUGAUGUUCAAUGACUGGGAGCGUUUCCGCUUACACUGCCACCGGAUUCGUGAAUUCAACGACGUUACCUGGCUUACGUUUUUCAGGUAUGGAGGGGCUCUGUCGUCGCUCGCUAGUUGGCUUCCUUGGGAUUACUUGUUUCCACGGCUAAGGACUUUGUCCUGGCAUAUCUCUCCCCAUAUCGCGAUGGAUGCUUCCAUGCAUAUGAAAAACUUGAGGAUGUUUUUGUCGCCCACCCUUCGAGAAUUUAGGUUCUCCGGCACCGUGUUGGCAGAAAUACUUCCCUCGUUACCCGUCGUCGCCCACAAAGCUCCUUCCCUGACCGACAUCACGAUUGCUGCUGAUGAUUUCGAUGUCUCAAGCUACACUACGAUUGAACGAGCCGCAAUAGGUGCAUUCGUUGAGAAGUUUCGGUGUCUACGUCACCUCAACGUUCCGACUAUUAACAUCCACGCCUUGGAGCAUCUCGCCACGGUCGACAAUUUCUCGACGUUGAUUGUGGACGAGUUCGACUCCGAUAUGUUUCCUCAACCCUCUUUCUCGGCCCAGUCAGCUCCCGUAUUCGCAGCAUUAAAAUCGGUGAGCAUGUCAUGCGCUCACCUCCCUAGCGCGAUACGCUUCCUGCGUGCGAUCACCGGGCUCGAGGACAUGUCACUGGUACCCAUUCUCGACGAACAUACAACCGAGCACAUUUCGGAAUUAUUCUCCGCGCUUGUAUCGACUGGUUGCCAUCAAACGCUCACUUUCAUCUCGCUGCUGAUCUGGCGGGACGACCAGGCUCCCGUGCCGAUCAGACGGGACGUUUUUGUGACUCUCGCGCAGUCGUUUGCCGCCUUGGAGAGCCUGUGCAUCAGGUGGAAUGGACCGCUCGACAUCGAUGACGCUACUCUGGCCUUGCUGGCUACCAAUUGCCCCCAGCUGCGGGUCCUCCAGAUUUGCAGCCAGAUCAAUAGAUGGGAGCCCCCAGUGUUGACGCUUGCGGUGCUGCUAUCUGUUGCACAUACCUGCAAGCAUCUUGAGACCAUCCAUCUCACUCUUGAUGCGACGACGCCCCCUGCCAUCCGCCGGGGCUCGGCAGGCGAGCAGCGUGUCACACAGUGCGCGCUUCGCACAAUCAAUUUUACCUUCUCCACCCUCACGGAUGCCCAUCCGGUAGCCUCGUUCUUAUCGAGCAUUUUCCCCGCGUUGGAAGAUACACGGACGAUGUGGGAGGAGGAAGAGGUUAUGCAGGGUCGGUGGCAAGAGGUACAACAGAUUCUGCCUCUAGUGCAGGCGAUUCGGCGGGAUGAGCAGGAGUGGGCCGUCGGGCCGUUGUCAACCUAG